Manis javanica (Malayan pangolin) is the source of this 7535-nucleotide messenger RNA. It is a transcript of the gene KCNQ2, whose product is annotated as potassium voltage-gated channel subfamily Q member 2. Gene Ontology annotation, biological process: potassium ion transmembrane transport. Gene Ontology annotation, cellular component: membrane; voltage-gated potassium channel complex. Lineage: Eukaryota; Metazoa; Chordata; Mammalia; Pholidota; Manidae. The record is from RefSeq and is a predicted model, not a curated record. Gene Ontology annotation, molecular function: voltage-gated potassium channel activity.
GGGGCCUGGGCUCGGGCCCGCGCCGCCCCCCGCGCGCCGCCCCCGCUGACCGCGCCCGCGGGCGCCGCCGGCACCAUGGUGCAGAAGUCACGCAACGGCGGCGUGUACCCCGGCCCUGGCGGGGAGAAGAAGCUCAAGGUGGGCUUCGUGGGGCUGGACCCUGGCGCGCCCGACUCCACCCGCGACGGCGCGCUGCUCAUCGCCGGCUCCGAGGCCCCGAAGCGCGGCAGCAUCCUGAGCAAGCCGCGCGCGGGCGGCGCGGGCGCCGGGAAGCCCCCCAAGCGCAACGCCUUCUACCGCAAGCUGCAGAAUUUCCUGUACAACGUGCUGGAGAGGCCGCGCGGCUGGGCGUUCGUCUACCACGCCUACGUGUUCCUGCUGGUCUUCUCCUGCCUCGUGCUGUCCGUGUUCUCCACCAUCAAAGAGUAUGAGAAGAGCUCUGAGGGUGCACUCUACAUCCUGGAAAUUGUGACCAUCGUGGUGUUUGGCGUGGAGUACUUUGUGCGGAUCUGGGCUGCAGGCUGCUGCUGCAGGUACCGCGGCUGGAGGGGGCGACUCAAGUUCGCCCGGAAGCCCUUCUGUGUGAUCGACAUCAUGGUGCUCAUCGCGUCCAUCGCCGUGCUGGCUGCCGGCUCCCAGGGCAAUGUCUUCGCCACGUCGGCGCUCCGGAGCCUGCGGUUCCUGCAAAUCCUGAGGAUGAUCCGCAUGGACCGGCGUGGCGGCACCUGGAAGCUCCUGGGCUCCGUGGUGUACGCGCACAGCAAGGAGCUGGUCACCGCCUGGUACAUUGGCUUCCUCUGCCUCAUCCUGGCCUCAUUCCUGGUGUACCUGGCAGAGAAGGGCGAGAACGACCACUUCGACACGUACGCAGACGCACUCUGGUGGGGUCUGAUCACCCUGACGACCAUCGGCUAUGGGGACAAGUACCCCCAGACCUGGAAUGGGAGGCUACUGGCGGCAACCUUCACCCUCAUCGGCGUCUCCUUCUUUGCUCUUCCUGCAGGCAUUCUGGGGUCCGGCUUCGCCCUGAAAGUCCAGGAGCAGCACCGGCAGAAGCACUUUGAGAAGCGGCGGAACCCUGCGGCGGGCCUGAUUCAGUCCGCCUGGAGAUUCUAUGCCACCAACCUGUCGCGCACAGACCUGCACUCGACGUGGCAGUACUAUGAGCGCACGGUCACCGCACCCAUGUACAGCUCGCAAACUCAAACCUACGGGGCAUCCAGACUGAUCCCACCGCUGAACCAGCUGGAGCUGCUUCGGAAUCUCAAGAGCAAAUCCGGACUGACCUUCAGGAAGGAGCCGCAGCCGGAGCCGUCUCCAAGUAAAGGCAGACCGUGCAGAGAGUCCCUGUGUGGAUGCUGCCCUGGACACUCUAGUCAGAAGGUCAGUUUGAAAGACCGUGUCUUCUCCAGCCCACGAGGCAUGACUGCCAAGGGGAAGGGGUCCCCGCAGGCCCAGACCGUCCGGCGGUCGCCCAGCGCUGACCGGAGCCUGGAGGAGAGUCCGAGCAAGGUGCCCAAGAGCUGGAGCUUUGGGGACCGCAGUCGGGCACGCCAGGCUUUCCGGAUCAAGGGCGCAGCGUCUCGGCAGAACUCCGAAGCUGUGUCCCUCCACCCAGAAGCAAGCCUCCCCGGGGAGGACAUCGUGGAUGACAAGACCUGUAACUGCGAGUUUGUGACUGAAGACCUGACCCCGGGCCUCAAAGUCAGCAUCCGGGCUGUGUGCGUCAUGCGGUUUUUGGUGUCCAAGCGGAAGUUCAAGGAGAGCCUGCGGCCCUAUGACGUGAUGGACGUGAUCGAGCAGUACUCGGCCGGCCACCUGGACAUGCUGUCCCGCAUCAAGAACCUGCAGUCCAGGAUAGAUAUGAUUGUGGGCCCCCCACCCCCUUCAACUCCCCGGCACAAGAAGUACCCCACCAAAGGACCCACGGCCCUUCCGAGAGAGUCGCCCCAGUACUCACCUAGAGUGGACCAGAUCGUGGGGCGGGGCCCGGCGGUAACGGACAAGGAGCGCACCAAGGGCCCGGCUGAGGGGGAGCUGCCUGAGGACCCCAGCAUGAUGGGCCGGCUGGGGAAGGUGGAGAAGCAGCCAUUCCCACAGGUCUUGUCCAUGGAGAAGAAGCUGGACUUCCUGGUGAACAUCUACAUGCAACGCAUGGGCAUAUCCCCAGCGGAGACCGAGGCCUACUUUGGGGCCAAGGAGCCGGAGCCAGCGCCGCCGUACCGCAGCCCUGAGGACAGCCGGGAGCACGGAGACAGGAGCGGCUGCAUCCUUAAGCUCGUCCGCUCCACCAGCUCCGGGGGCCAAAAGAACUUCUCGGCGCCCCUGGCUGCACCCCCUGCCCCGUGCCCACCCUCCACCUCGUGGCAGCAGGCGUGCCACCCCCGGCAGGGCCACGGUGCCUCGCCUGUGGGGGACCAUGGCCCCCUGGUGCGCAUCCCACCCCCGCCUGCCCACGAGCGGUCGCUGUCUGCCUGCAGCGGGGGCCACCGGGCCAGCACAGAGUUCCUGAGGCACGAAGGCGCCCUGCGGGACAGCGACACGUCCAUCUCCAUCCCGUCCGUGGACCACGAGGAGCUGGAACGCUCCUUCAGCGGCUUCAGCAUCUCCCAGUCCAAGGAGAACUUGGACGCCCUCAACAGCUGCUAUGCGGCGGUCGCGCCCUGUGCCAAAGUCAGACCCUACAUCGCAGAGGGCGAGUCAGACACGGACUCAGACCUCUGCACGCCGUGCGGGCCCCCACCGCGCUCCGCCACUGGGGAGGGCCCCUUCGGCGACGUGGGCUGGGCCGCGCCCCGGAAAUGAGGCCCCCGCCCACCGCUCUCUGACUCUUGGCCUUCCCCGUUCAGGAGCGGGACCUCUGGGGCCUUUUCUUAGAGUGACGCAGGUUGGGGUGCCCAUAGGGGCGACAGGUAGUCGGAGGUACCUGGUCUCAUGCAGGGAAGGCUGACGAGUUCUUUCCCAACAAUGGGCAGCCAGGCCGGCUGUGCCCACUUGCAGAUCGUUGGCCUGGGUGUGGGCAGAGGCUGGGAUCCUCAGGACAGGCCCCUGGCUGCAGGCAGGAGGUGAGAGCCUGGGAGCCUGGCCCAGGUGGGGUGGCAGGCCUGUCCUCUCAAAGGUCAGUGGUCUUGGACCCGGUGAGGAGGGGGCCUGAGCCUGUGGCUGCUCUGUGGGUAUCACUUGCCUUUGUUCCUUUUCCCCCAACCCUGACGCCUGCCCCUGACCCCAUCCAUCUGUGUUCAGCCUGGGGCGAUGCCCCCUCGCCUUUGGGGGCCUGUCCAGAGAGCCGCUGGUCAGCACCAUCUCCCUCCUCCCUCUGGGGUCUGAGCGGCCCAGGAUGGGAGCUGGGGAGCCGGCCUCGGGGGGGACCCCAGUCUGGAGAGGAGGGGCGGGGCCUUGGGGUUGCACCAGGGCUCGGGGUGACCCUUGAACCUGGACUCAGCUCCUGGGGGGGGUCCCACUCCACAGGCUUCCAGAAAGUGGUCCUUGGGAGAUCUGGGGGAUGGGCACCCCCAUGUCCGAUCUGCUCUGCCCUGGCCAGACACCAGCCACCAGGCUUGGCCAGCCACAGUGGAGAUGUGCUGAGUGGCUGGGGACACCACACUAGGCUGGGCUCAAGUUCUGGGGUCCUGGGGCCAGUCAGGCUGUGGUGAGCGGACGCGCGUGCUGUCCCUGGCUGAGGGCCCUGCCCUGCCGAUCCCCUUUGGCGCCCUGACGGGACCCAGGUCUGGACAAUCCUGUGACCACUGGGAAAGCCUUCAAGGCCCCACGGGAGUUGAUAAGGGGCCCUCCCAGCCUAGUGUGUCUCUCCCCACGGGAACUGGCUGCCACCUGCCCCUCCAGUCCCACCUGCUCUCCACUCCCUUAGCUGUGACCUUCUGGGAGUCAGGAUCAUCUGUCCCCACCCUGAGCCCUUGGGGGGCAGGGUACCCAUCCCUCCUGCCCUGGGCACUCAGUGCAUUUGAAACUGCGAGCCUGGGCACCUGGUGCUGUCUGGGGCAGUGACCCCCACAUGUGCCAGGCCUGGGAAAACUGGGUCCCCAGAGAGCCCUGUGGCCCCUCACGACACCUGUUGAACAUCUGUCCUGACUCCGACCAGAGGGGCAAUCAAGACAACCCAGCUUCUCCUGGGAAGAACUUCCAAAGAGCAUGCCAGGGUCUGGGGGUCCUGGUGCUUAGACCUUUGGGAAGCAGUGCCUGUGCCUGCCCCUGCUUGCCAGAACACCCUGGGUCCUACCAUGGCACCUCCCUGCUGGGGCUGCUUGCCAGGCAGCUGGGGAGUGGGAUGGGUCCUGAGCCUGCCCGAUAAUGGCACCCAGGGUGGGCAGGUCUGGCUGGAGUUGGAGCCCACAGUCUGUGCCACAGCAGAGGAUGUGCCCCUCCCUGCCUCCCAGGAGGGGCUGGGUGUGGCAGCUGCCAAGGGGUCUGGGUGGGGGCGCGCGAGCCCCAGCUGGCUCCCCGUGUCCGCUCCUGCAGCUCUAGCUCUCGUCCUCCAGAGCGGCGCUUCCCCCGCCUGGGGCCCUUUGGUGCAGACACCGCGGGUAUGUGGUGUGGACCUGCCUCCAUCUGGGUGAGGCUGGGACUGGAGCCUGGGCAGCCAACAUCUGAUGCCAGUCGGAGGCCCUGGGACCUGCCACCAGCAACAGGGACCAGUCCCAUCAGGUCUCGGCCGUUAUGGGCUCCAUGCCCCAGGAGGAGGCACUCUUUGCCCUGCAGGGAGUCUGCUUUCUGUGCUGCAUGCCCAGCUGCAGGAGCCGGCCUGCUGCAGUGGGAGGAACCCAGGCGAGACUGGCCAUGCGUCCACGUCCCAGGAGGGCGUGCAGCCUCUGGCCCUGGGAGGGGAGCAGGCACAUGCCUCUGGGGUGGUUUGGGGGCAGUUUUGGAUAGUGAUGGGGUAGAGGCUCCCCUGGGGACCCUCAGCCCCCUGGGCCAGAGCAGUGCGUUCCAUGGCACCUGCUAGCAGGAAAGGGCGAGGGAGGAGGUGGGUGCCCGUCCCUGGGUGUGUGUGUGUGUGACGUGGCAAGGCCAGGGCCACCCUAUGGGGAAUGGCUUCCAGAACAAGGCUGUGUCAGCUGGGAUGCAUCUCCAUGCCGGUUGCACUCACACACACGUGCACACACUGCACGUGCCUGACGGCACACACCAAGGUUCUGGCUUCGAUGGCCCGUUGAUGCCUCCGGCUCUUCUUGCUUGAGGCCACGUGGGACCCAGGGCUUCCAGGCCCUGGGCAGGGGUCCAGCCCUCCCCGCUCCUGGGUAGCCCUGGCUGGAGGCCACUGGGGCCCGCCUAAGGGCCCUUGCCAUCCUCUGCCCGAGCUGGCUGGAUGCCAAGAGACGGCUGGGCCGGGCCAGGGAGGUCCCAGCAUCAGGGGUCCAGACACAACACUGAGUGCUGGCAGGCUCCCUCGGCCCCGUUGGCCGUACGGCUGGCCUGUCCCUUCACUGGCACGUUCUGGCCCAGCAUAGCCCCCUUCUGUCCAUGUAAAAUCAUGAGCCAUGGCCCUGGACCAGGCCUCCCUGGAGAAUGGGGGGCCCCAGCCAGGUGGCAGAGGGCUCGCUCUGCACGGAGGCCAAGCUGCCUCUCAGCAACACUACCCUCCUUUGGGGGCAUUCACAUCAAAGCCCCACUGGGAGGCUCAAAAAUCACCCCAGCUCCGGGCUCCCUCACUGAGACUUCUGCUGUAUGGGGCCAGUGUGGCCAGAAUGGGAGGAGCCUGGAACGGACCCCAGGCCCUGCCCUGGAACUGGAGCCCAGCAAAGUCACCAGCCAGGCAUCUUUCAUGUGUUUAUUUAACUUAACCUCCUUUGCACUAGACCGGAGUCCCUGGGGGGGUCACAAGUUGGAGAUGUUAACAUGGAAGGGGGCAGCCUCUCUUCUGCCGACCGCCACCUUCAGGGGACACCCAUGAAGUAGGUGUCCCCCUGUUUGUGAACAGAGCUUGGCCCUGAGACAUUUCUAGAAGCUUCCCAAAGCCCAGAGAGGUGGAGGGCUGCAGGAAGGCCUUUGUGGAAAUGCCAGUAUUUGUAUCUAGUUCACAUCCACCCAGAUUGUAAAUAAUGUACAGAGCAGGGGGUGCAGGCACCAUCCCCUGGUCUCAUGCUUAGGGUCAGAAGGAUAGCACAGUCCCAGCCCUCUGAUGUCACAAGCCCUUGUGGACAGGGAUGUUCUGACAGGACCCCCACGGAGGGUUGGGGGUGCCUUGCACCCCAGCAGGUGUGAGUUCUUAGCAGCAGGUAUCCCCAGGGCCCAGUGAUCCUCUCCCUGACCGACACUGGAGUGGUCCUGAGUUGCCCUCAGCAAUGGCAUAGACAGACCUGCCCUCUGUGACCCCCCCGAGCAGACCUCCAGGCACCUGCUUGUAGGUCCGAUGUUGGGCGAGGGGCAGUAGGGCUUAUGGGGCCCACCAGUGGUGGGCUACCUGCCUCUAGUUCCUUGGGGGAGGCUGUGUGGCUGUCCCAGGCCAGCUGCCCUCCAGUGUUCUUGCCACCAGGGGCAACUCCAUUUGGGCCCCUACCAAAUGCCAAGUAGGAGAGACGACGAGGGCAGGCUUCUUCAAAGAGGCAGUCUGUUAGGAUCAGGGGCUUGUGCCACUCCUCUUGGGGGUACCUGGGAAAGCUGGCCACCCACCAGGAAACCACCCAGUGGAGCAGGCAUGAGGGUCCAUGCUGCACCAGACACUGCUGUCCUGUGAGGGGUGGGGGCUGACAGCGGACACCAGGAGGCCUAGACAGUAGGGUUAGACCCUGGGAGACGAGACCGCUCAGCUUCCGGAGGCGUUUGGGAUGGGAGGAGUCAGAUUCUAGGCGCCGGGGCAACCCCAUGUCCCUGUCCUGGGAAGGCAGACCCAGUGUGGGGAGAGUUGGGGCCUUGGGUGGCCUGUGUCCUGGGGCUCCCAGGCAGGAGGGUUUGUGAUGCCACAUGCCACACAUCCAACUCUGACUGGGUUUCAUAAAGUCAUCUUAGCACACAUUGACGGAAAUCUGCCGAGGUUACCGGUGCCCCCACAGUGUCCGCUGGGCACCGGCUGUAAGCCCUGCCUCCUCUGCCAUGCUGCCCCAGACAAGCUCCGGAUGGGCCAGGUGUGAAGCUGGAGCACUGCUGGCUCCCCAAGCCCUGCCCCCUGACCCCCGCCCUCCGCCUUCUGCCCUCGCUCUUGCCUUGGCUCUUUGCACUUUUGUUUAUGCUCCAAAGAAUAUUUCAUAUGCCUUCGUGCUGACGUACACUUUUAACCAUCUGUAUGCGUCCCUGCGCGGUGGUGGCUGGCCUGCCUCCAGGAACGUGCUCCCACUACCCUGAGACCUGCGCACUGUCCACUGUCCAGGGAUAGACGCCCCGGUUAUGAGCUCUGGUUUUCUACGGACCAGCCGGGAUUCUGACUUGCUCAACUCACUGCCAGGUCGGCACUCGCCGUGAGAACAGGCGGAGCAUGGGCGUGCUGGGGACUUUGGGUGUGGACAUGUGGCAAGUUCUGCCAUGGGGCUUGUUUGGAUGCCCAGGGGCCCUGUGCACUGAGUGAAACGCAGCGAUUCACCCUG